AUGGAUGCCUCCGCAACUCCUUUCUCCGAUGGCCUGGUGACCCUACCGGCCGCCGAGCUACGUGAAUCACUCGAGAACAUACUCAAUGCUAUCGGUGCAUCCGAGUACUCGUGCUCGGAGGAGAGCAGAGCCCUUGAGGUGCAACGUCAGCGGGUUCUUGCUCUUCUAUCCAAGGUGGACGCAGGAAACGCUCCCUGCGACGCAUCGGAUAAGGCAGCGCCGCGACGAGGUACUCUUCUAUCCCCAGCUACCUCGGAGGCACAUGACAAAUAUAUGGGACCUUUGCACGCCUCCUCCAGCAGCAGUGAGGUUGCCGAUGCACGGGGUAACGCAGCAGGAGAUGACGUGCCCGAGACGCUCGCAGAGGCGGGCGAUGCGCGCACCACAUCUGUGCCACACCCAGACCAUCACUGCCUCCUGGCCAACCUCUUUUCUAAGCCAAGACCACGCGACGUGACGGCGCCUUUGCACUCCUCGUUGCCUUGCUCUCCAUCCCCGCCCUCCAGGCUAACCUUGGGGAAUGACGGGUUAGAUAGUCACGAUGAAAAUGAUUCUGCUGCAUAUGUCACAGCCGCCGUGCCACAGCAGAUGGAACAGCUGAGCUGCUCGCCUGCAGUGCCGCUUUCUCUUUCCGAGGAUGGGAGGGAGAGUGUCUGUGAAGGGCAUGGGUUGCCAUGGAGCGUUCCGCGGGGCUGUCGUGUAGAAGAGGAUACCCCGCAAUCACAAGAGUCGCUGUCCUGCGUUCUGUCAGCGCAGCUCAACGCUCAGGGCAGUCUGCACUGGUACAGCGGCCUGGCGGAUCCGCGCAGCUUCUGGAUCAACGUGUGGCCCUGCUAUGGUGGCUCUGUGGCAUCGCGCACUCGCCAUCCGACGCGUGUCCUUGUUAGAGGGCGAUACCGCUACUUCGAAGACGUGGUGGAGAAGGCGGCGAAGCUGACCGACUGCAAGCCAGCCUCACAGGGCUUCUACACACCUGACGGAUGCCCGAUUCGUCACCUUGAGGACUUGAUCGCGGAGCACCAUUACCUCCUCUUUCCCUUCGGUGGCUUCUACCGUAAGCACUGUGUGCCAAAUGCACUUCUGUGGCUCUUGUACACCGAUGCACGCCACAUGGUGUGUUGCUCGGAGUGCGAUGAAUGA
Molecule: messenger RNA, 1140 nt
Organism: Leishmania mexicana MHOM/GT/2001/U1103
Lineage: Eukaryota; Euglenozoa; Kinetoplastea; Trypanosomatida; Trypanosomatidae
Exons: 1
Coding region: 1-1140 (379 amino acids)
Source: RefSeq, a predicted model, not a curated record